AUGCCCCCUGCAGCAUCCACCAACUUGGGCUACAUCCCACCAGAUGGAGGCUGGGGUUGGGCCAUAGUCCUCGGUUCUUUCAUCUCCAUAGGCUUCUCCUAUGCCUUCCCCAAGUCCCUAACCAUCUACUUUAAGGAGAUUCAGGAGUAUUUUUCCGUUACCUACAGUGAAAUCGCCUGGGUGUCUUCUAUUAUGCUUGCUGCUAUGUAUGCAGGAGGACCUGUGAGCAGUAUACUUGUCAACCGCUAUGGCAGCAGACCGGUGGUCAUGGUCGGUGGGCUUAUGGUUGGGGCCGCCAUGGUAACCGCUUCUUUUGGCAAUACUAUCAUACAUUUGUAUCUUUGUGUUGGAGUCAUUGGAGGUUUUGGCCUUGCUUUCAAUCUACAACCUUCCCUAACAGUCAUAGGUACCUACUUCCAAGUCAAAAGGCCGAUGGCAAACGGGAUCGCCAUGGCAGGCAGUCCAGUUUUCCUUUCUACUUUGGCUCCACUGAAUCAGUUUCUGUUUGACUCUUUUGGGUGGAGGGGGAGCUUCCUCAUCCUGGGAGGUGUUGUUCUGCACUGCUGCGUUGCUGGCGCUCUGAUGAGACCGGUUAACAAGAAAGUCAAACCCAAACCGACAACUGAACCGCAGGCCCCAAAGUCAUACAGAGCAGCUGCUUCUGAAGAAGUCACCAACACCCAGUCAGCAGGCCUUCUGAAUGAAAAAGCAGACAUCCAGCGUACCAAACAUGGUUGUUGUGACAAGUUGAUAGAUCUCUCACUUUUCAAACACAGAGGCUUCCUCAUCUACCUUGCUGGUAACAUAGUCAUGUUUUUUGGCUUCUUCGCCCCAGUGGUGUUCCUGGCGCCAUAUGCCAGACAUCAAGGUAUUGAUGAAUACUCGGCGGCAUUCCUGCUCUCUAUCUUUGCCUUGGUGGACAUGGUCAUCAGACCAAUAACAGGCCUUGUAGCCAACACCAAGCUGAUUAGGCCCAGGAUCCAGUACUUUUUCAGCCUGUCGGUUGCAUACAAUGGUGUAUGUUCCAUUUUAUGCCCGCUGCUACCAGGAUAUUAUGGUCUGGUGGUUUAUGCCAUCCUCUUUGGUCUGGCAUUUGGCAUGGUGUCCGCCCUGCUCUUUGAAGUUCUCAUGGAUCUAGUUGGAGUUCACCGAUUCUCCAGUGCAGUUGGACUGGUCACCAUUAUCGAGUGUGGUCCUGUGCUUCUUGGUCCGCCAAUAUCUGGUGUACUGGUCGAUAUUUUCCAGGACUACAAAUACAUGUACUAUACAUGUGGUGUGAUGAUGCUGGUGCCUGGUAUUUUCCUCUUCAUUGCUAAUUACUACAAUUACAAGAAACUGGACGAGGAGGAAAGAGAGAGACAGAGUUCGGUGAUGGAGAUGAGGACUCCAUCUCCCUCUGUAAUGGAAGAGGGAGAGGUGGAACGAGUCAAAGUAAAGGAGGAUGAUAAUGUAGUAACAGACACAGAUGGAUGAACUGGCUGACUCGUUUUCAUUUUCAAGAACAUAUGGGGGACACGAUGUCUAUCUGCCCGGGCCCGCAGUGUGAGUGCUGUUACAAUGGCCAUGGUUGAUUACAAAAUGACUCGCUACUUUGGACUUGUUUAGAUACAUUUUAUGGCACAUAUCGGUGUAUAAGCAUUUGUUAUUUUUAUUGGAUCUUACAUAAGCAGUAUUUGUUACACAUCGUGGCACUUGUCGAUGGCGUUGUGUUCAUAAAUUGUCCAAAAUUGUCCUUGUGUCAUUCAGUGGAAGUUUUAGAGUUACCGCGGUAAUUUUUUGAAAAUGGGUGAAUAUGGGUCAAUUAUUUCUGUUUAGAGUGGUCGUCGUGCGGCAAAGUGCACAGGAAGUGUGCAGAGUGCAAAUUACCUCUUUACCACUAGGUGGCACUGAACACCAUCAUGAU
This is a messenger RNA of Lampris incognitus (smalleye Pacific opah), 1903 nucleotides long. RefSeq names its product monocarboxylate transporter 2-like. Gene Ontology annotation, molecular function: monocarboxylic acid transmembrane transporter activity. The coding region runs from base 1 to 1473 and encodes 490 amino acids. Lineage: Eukaryota; Metazoa; Chordata; Actinopteri; Lampriformes; Lampridae. Gene Ontology annotation, cellular component: membrane. The record is from RefSeq and is a predicted model, not a curated record. Gene Ontology annotation, biological process: monocarboxylic acid transport; transmembrane transport. The transcript has 4 exons.